This is a messenger RNA of Aspergillus brunneoviolaceus CBS 621.78, 2253 nucleotides long. RefSeq lists its product as uncharacterized. The coding region runs from base 417 to 1994 and encodes 525 amino acids. Lineage: Eukaryota; Fungi; Ascomycota; Eurotiomycetes; Eurotiales; Aspergillaceae. The transcript has a single exon. The record is from RefSeq and is a predicted model, not a curated record.
GUAGCCAUACUACUGAGCCUCAGAUAAACCGUUACCUUGGCUCGUCUUCAGAACUGUCGGAAACUCACCGCUCGCAGAUGGAGCACACAAAGGCGAAACUAGCGAACUAUAGGUAGAGCCCUACAAAUCCUCUAAGACAACGGGGAAUCUGUGGAAUACUCAAUUGCUUUUAUCCUCCAAGCCUUUGUCAGUGACAUAAAGAACGAUGGGCCCAAAGAUCGAUAUCGGUGACCAUGCGGGCCAGGCCAUUCUUCUUCCUACGAACAAUGAGCAAGAGAAGGAACCUUACUCUCUUAUUGAAGUGGUAAAUCCUCCCUCACUUCGACAUAUAAAAGAGUCAGCUUUGAUGCAUUUGGCAACGGAUCAUCCAACCCACUCAUGUUCGCCUUCAACAGACCUAUCAAGACCUUGCUAUCAUGAAGUAUAUAGGUGUGUGCAGCUCCCGAACCCCCGGGAUGUCAACCCCAACCCCCAUCCACGAUGCCGCCGUCCUGUGCCUGACCGCGCUGGCGGAAUUCUGGGGCCUGGGCGUCCUGGCUCCGGCGGACGCACUCGGCGACGACGCCUCCCGGGACGCAUUCUACCUGGCCGAGGACGGACCGAACACGGUCGAGAUCCUCGAGGAGGUGGUCGAGGAGUGCCAGGCGCUGGAGACCAUCCUGGAGGAGCGAAAGACAGUUCGAGACGAAGUCGGCAACCUCCCGCCGGCGAUGGCGCUGGUCUUACUCUGCAAACUGGUCGACCUGGCCCAGGAGUGUCGGGACAAAGGACGCGCCUAUGCGUCCGAAAGGCAAGUCGACACUGAGACCGCGUUCGACACCACGGCCAAGGAUGCCUGGGCGCAGCUGAACGGCCGGUACCGCUGGUGGGGCCAUGGCCCGCCGCGCGUGCUUCUGGGGAAUGACUUCAGAGCGUUGCAGGCGCAGGUGGAACAGGCUCGCGCCUCACGGGGCACGACACUUGGCAAUCAAAAAAACGAAAUCCUGCCCCCCUGGCUCCCCGAGGAACACUCCAUCGCCUGGAUGCAGGUCCUGCAGAAGGCAAUGCGGGAUCUGGCCGGUGAGGUGCUGCCCCUGAUCCGGGGGAUGGCGGCGGCGGUGCGACGGAACUGGUUCCGCGACGCCGAUACGCAUUUCGAUCUCCCGCGGCAUCGCCAGUUCGACUACCAGUGUAUGGCGUAUGUGCUCAACCGCAGGCAGGAUUAUGUGAUUGAGAAGGAGCAGCAGCCACCGCAGCGGCCAAUCCCGCAGUCACUGCAGGCUCGGAACGAGCUGCUCCAGGACGUGCUGGUGCAACGACACCUGAUCGUGAGUAACCUGGUGCGGCGCAACCGGAUCCUGUACGCACUGGAGGAGCGCGGGCAUGCCGUGUACUCGGCCGAGCAAAUGCGGGCAUUCAUGGAGCCCGGCGAGGCCUGGCCCGCGCCGCCCGCGGCCGGGUACCUGCGCGGCUUCUACGAGGACAGGCCCGAUGAACUCUGCGUGGAGCAGAUCUCGACACACGGUCUCACCUGUCCGGGCUGCCUGGAAGUCCAGCGUCCCGAGGUGGCCCGGUCGUUCGAGGCCUGGAACGCGCAUAUUGCGGAGGACCUGUGUCCGUACAUCUGUCUCGAUCCCACCUGCCGCGACCCCGUGUUUUCGAGCCCCUCGGCGGACGGUUGCGCCUGGAAAGAGCACAUGCUCAGCAAGCAUUGCUCGAAGCUCUCGGCUUGUCCGUUCUGCAGCUGGCCCCCCAAUCCCGAGGAGGUCGACCCGGAGCACCUGCUGGCGCAUAUCGCGAUUGAGCUGCAGUUCUUUGCCUUGUUGGCGUUGCCUUGGGCGACGCGUGACCUGCAGAAGAAGAAUGCGUUCAAGCAAUGGUAUGACCUGCGAUACCCCGGCAAGGCGGUGGACAGCCCGUAUUACCCCGUGGAGUUGCUUCAGCUCCAGUACUUCUACGAAGAUUGUUCUGACGGGGUCUAUGAGGAGCUCAGCUCCGAGGCAGAGACAGAGUAAGUCUGCUUCAAAUUGUCUGUAAUAUGCUGUAUUCCUGAAUUUAAUCCUUAAAGAUAUGGUACAAAUUUUGUGUAAGCUGUUCAUUCUACUUCAAAAGCCUUCAAAAGGAACAAAAAAGAAGAGAGAGAAAAGAUUUCUUGGUCUCUUCGAGUGGAAAGGAGAAAGAAGCGUGAGGAAAAGAUCGAAGUCUUGCCGGAAAUCAUCUACGCUCGCCUAGAUUCGGGCCUUGAAACCCAAUUCCUCUCACAUCGUCUUUCCC